CGCGCCAUUCCUCCAAGCGUGUUUCCAACUCUCAUUACAUUACCACUGGCAGUGCUUUAGCAAUCACUGUUACAAGUAUAGAUUCUGCUUUUGUGCCGUCAGCCUUUUAGAUAUAUCCAGCUAUGGAUAUGGACAGUGCCAGUUCAGUGGUGCUGCAGGCCUUAACCCAAGCUACCAGUCAGGACACAGCUGUGCUGAAGCCUGCGGAAGAGCAGCUCCGACAGUGGGAGACCCAGCCAGGCUUCUACUCAGUUCUUCUGAAUAUCUUCAAUAACCACAUGCUGGAUGUGAACGUCAGGUGGUUGGCUGUGCUGUACUUCAAAAAUGGCAUUGACAGAUACUGGAGGAGAGUAGCGCCUCAUGCGUUAUCAGAGGAAGAGAAGACGUCAUUACGUGCUGGUCUCAUCACAAACUUCAACGAGCCUGUCAAUCAGAUAGCGACCCAGAUUGCAGUACUGAUAGCCAAGGUGGCCCGUCUGGAUUGCCCCAGGCAAUGGCCAGAGCUCAUCCCCAUUCUGCUUGAGUCCGUGAAGGGUCAGGAUGGCCUGCAGCAGCACAGAGCUCUGCUAACCUUCUAUCAUGUCACCAAAACCCUAGCGUCCAAACGUCUGGCGCAAGACAGGAGGCUCUUCCAGGAUCUGGCGUCGGGCAUCUACAGCUUUGCCUGCUCCCUGUGGAGCCAUCACACCGACUGCUUCCUCCAACAGAUAUAUGCCAGAGAUGAGGCUGCAGCACUCAGCUCCCUGGAGAGGACACUGCUCUCUCUUAAAGUGCUUCGCAAGUUGACUGUCCACGGAUUUCAAGAGCCACAACAGAAUAUGGAAGUGAUGGGUUUCCUGAAUGCAGUGUUUGAAAGGCUAAAACAGUUCUUGGAAUGCUGUCGACAGGUUGGUCCAGAUAGCACAUGCAGAGAAAAGCUGGAGAAGACGAUCAUAUUGUACACUAAAGUUUUGUUAGACUUCCUGGAGUACCAUCCGUGUGCAUUCAUACCCCUAAUCCAACGUUCCCUGGAAUUUGCCGUCAGCUACGUGUUUACACCUGCAGGGGAGGGAGUGACCUUUGAACGCUUCAUUGUUCAGUGCAUGAACCUCAUCAAGAUGAUUGUAAAGAACGAUGCCUACAAACCUGCCAAGAACAUUGAUGACAGCAAACCAGAGAGUCUGGAGGCUCACAAGAUCAAGACCGCAUUCUUCACACACCCUACACUGACAGAGAUUGGACGCCGGCUCGUCUCACACUACUUCCUUCUCACAGAGGAAGAGCUGGCAAUGUGGGAAGAGGACCCUGAGAGCUUUGCUGUUGAAGAAACAGGUGGCGACUCUUGGAAAUACAGUCUACGGCCUUGUACAGAAGUAUUGUUCCUGGAUAUCUUCCACAACUACAGCCAGACCCUGACGCCGGUGCUUCUGGAAAUGGUUCAGAAUCUCCAGGGCCCAACCAGUGUGGAAGACCCUGUCCAGCUGCUAAUGAAGGAUGCAGUAUACAAUGCAGUUGGACUGGCAGCCUAUGAACUGUUUGACAACGUGGACUUUGACCAGUGGUUCAAAAACCAGCUUCUUGGAGAGCUGCAAGUCAGCCAUCACAGGUACAAGUUGAUUCGCCGACGAGUCAUCUGGCUAAUAGGACAGUGGAUCUCUGUCAAGUUCAAAUCUGACCUCCGGCCUUUACUGUAUGAGGUCAUCCUGAGCCUCAUGCAGGAUCCCGACUUGGUGGUGCGGAUUGAGACAGCCACAACCCUGAAGCUCACUGUCGAUGACUUUGAGUUUCGGACAGAACAGUUCCUCCCAUACCUCGAGUCUAUCUUUGGACUGCUCUUCCAGUUGUUGCAGCAGGUGACAGAGUGUGACACCAAAAUGCAGGUGCUCCAUGUCAUCUCCUGUGUCAUCGAGAGAGUAAACAUCCAGAUCCGGCCAUAUGUAGGCUGUCUGGUUCAGUACCUACCCCUGCUCUGGAAGCAGUCAGAAGAACACAACAUGCUUCGAUGUGCCAUACUCACUACACUCAUCCACCUGGUACAGGGCCUGGGGGCAGAGAGUAAGAACCUGUACCCUUUCCUUCUUCCUGUCAUCCAGCUGAGCACUGAUGUUUCCCAGCCACCACACGUGUAUUUGCUGGAGGAUGGACUGGAGCUUUGGUUGGUGACUUUGGAGAACAGCCCAGCCAUCACGCCGGAGCUGCUCAGAAUUUUCCAGAACAUGUCAGCUUUGUUGGAGUUGAGCUCCGAGAACCUGCGCACCUGCUUUCAGAUUGUUAAUGCCUACAUGUACUUGUCUGCCACAGAGUUCCUGCAGAACUAUGCAGAAUCAUUGUGUCGAUCCUUCUGUGAUCUGCUGAAAGACAUCACGAAUGAGGGACAAGUCCAAGUCCUCAAGGUGGUUGAGAUAGCUUUAAAGGUUAGCCCCAUACUGGGAGCCCACAUGUUCCAGCCCCUGCUGCCAGCUGUCUUCAGAGGUAUUGUGGACGGUGAGAGAUAUCCCGUGGUGAUGUCCACCUACCUCGGCAUCAUGGGCCGUGUCCUCCUCCAGAACUCCAGUUUCUUCUCUUCUUUGCUCACUCAAAUGGCCUCCGAGUGCAGCCAGGAGAUGGACCAGUUGUUGGGCGGUGUGAUAGAGAUGUGGGUCGACCGCAUGGACAACAUAACUCAGCCUGAGAGGAGGAAGCUGUCGUCGCUGGCUCUACUUUCCCUUCUACCAUCUGACAACAGUGUGAUCCAGGACAAGUUCUGUGGCAUCAUCAACAUCUGCGUCGAGGCACUGCAUGAUGUGAUGACAGAGGAUCCCGAAACAGGCACGUUCAAAGACUGCAUGCUGAUGAGCCAUUUUGAGGAGCCCAAGCUAAGUGAUGAUGAGGAGCCACCAACUGAGCAGGACAAGAGGAAGAAACUGUUGGCCCUGGAGGAUCCGGUGCACAGCGUUUCUCUCCAGCAGUUUGUCUAUGAGAAGCUGAAGGCGCAGCAGGCCCUGAUGGGGGACCAGGGCUUCGGGGUCCUGAUGGAGACUGUGGAUACAGAGCUGGUCAGGCAGCUCCAGGAGUUCCUCCAAGGCCUCUGAAUCAUUUCUACAAUCCUUUACUACCUUACACAAACAUCUUUGCCUAAUUCUACCCUCUCCCCCCAUUUUUGAAAAUGUACUGGAAAGGCUAACAAUCUGCCCAACGUGAGGAAUCCUAAUCCAGACCUUCCCAGCCUCUACCUGUGCUAUGCCUUAUCUAUAUUCAGACCUAGCCUUGUCAACUGUCCUCAGCUAACACCCUUUGUCCCUUUCUCUAUUAUCUGGAUUCCUUUACAACUCUUUUUAUCAAGAUGGGGUUUAUGUGAGUGCUUAAAAAUGUCAAAGUACCGUGACAUUUUUAAAACACCCACGUAAAACAUCACCACUCUAGAGCUUCCACUCAUUUCUUCUAGUUUCUUCUCUUUCUGUGGUUUUAAGGUGGAAUGGGUAGAACUUUGGAGGAAUAGUAUAAAUGUUGGGGGAGUUGAGGAGUAUAUAGCAAAAAUCAUCUGCAGGUGCCAGUGCAGGAGUCUCAGACUAUUUUCUAUGGAGAAACAGAUUGUAGCAGACUACGUUUCAUUGGCUUUGUACCUGUACUCUGCACAAUGACAAUAAAGUGAAAUCGAAUCUAAAUGUGGAUGAAACAAACCCGAAGGACCUAAAACAGUGUUUACAGAAUCUAUUCUUAAAAGAGAGAGAGAAAAAAAACAGAAAUGUAAUUUUGUAUGUAUGUAAAGUAUUGAUGAUAUUCUGCAUGACAAUAUGUUACUUUUUAGUUUGUUUUUACAUCGUGUUAAUUUCUCUUCCAUUUAAAAAAAAAAAAAAAAAAAAAAAAUAGUUUUGUCAUAACCAGAGGUCAAGUUGAAGUAACUACUGAGAGAACUCGAAAGUGUUUUUCUUUCAUUUUGAGUUGGGUUAGAGGGAAUGUUUCCUGACUGUAAAAUGGGUGAUUUUUAAAUGGUUGAUUUGUAAGAGUGCUGAACCACAUUUAUAUGUAUAUACAUACUGCUGCUAAUUGAUGGUGUGUCGGAGCACUUUAAUAACCAAAAACUGUUUCACAUUUUUUUCAUCUUUUCUUCAAUGGUACAUCUUCACACAUCAUUGUACUUAAACACAGUUGUCGAAGGCCUUGGAGCAGUGCAGCAUUAAGACCCUCAUCUUGAAUUGUUGCCAUUUAUCAUGUCUCAGUGCUAUCUUGUACAACAGAAAAACUGACUGUAAACAAAACAUGCUCUUAGGUUGUGUCUUCAGUGUUUCAUUUAAUGAAUUCUGACUUUAGUGGCUGUUAAAAAGUCACAUUGUGAGCCACUGUGACUUUAUGAGUCAAAAUAUGUCACUUUUAGAGAACGUUGUGUGUAGCUGUCCUGCUGCCCUGCCAUCUUUUCUGAUUUUACAGAUUUUUGAUGACUUGGAGAUGAAGCUUUGAUAGACUUGAUUUGACAGAAGAACCACUUUUCCUCUUAGGUUUUCUCAGAACAAUUGAUUAUUUGGAAGUUUUGGAAACUUCUUUUACAAAGUAAGAAAUUACUUCAAAUUGGCACUUUAAUAGGUGAAUGAAGUGGCAUGAGCAUCUGAUUCAUGCAGAAGCUGAAUAUGUUCUAAAAAAAUAUAUUUGUUUUGAUUUGAAACUCAUAUAGAGAAAAGUAAAAGAUGUUAUUUACUUUGGGUUUACUUUACGUUCUAUUUUUACUGUGGGUUUAAAGUGGGGGUAAAGAAAAUGAGCCUACACCCUGCCUUUAUAAUCGGUUCUUCUGAAGCUUAUGGAUUAAUGUGGUUCAUUAGGUUGGUCAAUCUCCCUGAGAAGGAGAUAAUCCUGACACUAGUUCCUUUGACACUGUGAUAGAGUUGAGUAGCAGUCAGAAUUACAGCCUUAUGAUUUCAGCCUUACCUAUCAUUGAGACUCAAGAAGAUCUUUCUUACUAUUAUGUUAAUUUCUUAACUAGUUUAACAGUAGAAGAUUUCUGUACUCGUACUCUAUUAAUGACAGCAAUUAAAAAGUUUUGAACACAACAUGCAGUAGAGGGAUGUUUUUGGGUUAUAAGUUUGUUUAUGUUUUGAUGGGAAAUAAUCCUUGUUGCUUUUUCCAAAGCCUUCAAUAAAAUGCAGU
Toxotes jaculatrix (banded archerfish) is the source of this 5097-nucleotide messenger RNA. RefSeq names its product importin 11 (gene ipo11). Gene Ontology annotation, cellular component: cytosol; nuclear envelope. Gene Ontology annotation, molecular function: small GTPase binding. The record is from RefSeq and is a predicted model, not a curated record. NCBI's taxonomy places the organism in Eukaryota, Metazoa, Chordata, Actinopteri, Toxotidae. The coding region runs from base 123 to 3050 and encodes 975 amino acids. Gene Ontology annotation, biological process: protein import into nucleus. The transcript is spliced from 30 exons.